Molecule: messenger RNA, 2785 nt
Organism: Panonychus citri (citrus red mite)
Lineage: Eukaryota; Metazoa; Arthropoda; Arachnida; Trombidiformes; Tetranychidae
Exons: 3
Coding region: 298-1671 (457 amino acids)
Molecular function (GO): protein binding
Source: RefSeq, a predicted model, not a curated record
CUGACGAUUCAUGAUCUUAAUCAGAUUUUCCUUCAAUCACUAUUAAUUUAACCAACAGAUUUAACCCUAAUUCAUAGUAAUGAGGAUGGUUAACUUUUUUCGUGUUAAAGAAACUGUGAGAUUAGUGUUAAUUGUUUGUUGGUUAGUUAACUGUUCACAAUUUAUCCAAUGUGAUGACGAUGUUUCCAACGAUGAUCAAAUUCAAACCGCAAUUCCCAAUGUUAGUCCACCUUAUGUUUACACUUUCGGUGAUAAUUUCACGUUUAGUUGUUCAGGUUAUUGUUUCAAAACUUUCACAUGUUAUUGGGAUUUUCAGGUUACAACCCUGAGGCAGUUUAUGAUUUACACAUGACAUCAGUUGAAAAUUCAUCAUAUUCAUCGUGUUUCAACUUAACGGAAAAAGAUCAUUGUACGUUUGACUUAAUUAAGUUGAGCUCGAAUUACGUUAAUGAAAAUAGAUUCAGAUUUCGUUUGGAUGUGAUUGAUAGAUUUGGAACAAUUUCCAAAUUCUUUGCUUAUGAUCAUUAUGCAAAUGUUGUUCUAUGUCAAGUCACCGAAGUGAAAAUCGUCGAACUCGGUACAAGAUUCGUUUACCUUACGUGGAAACCUCCGAUGGAAAUAUACACUAGAUAUUAUCUUUCGAAAUCAAUCACUUAUCAACUGGACAUUUACCAAAUCGAAAACGAUCAGAAAACAAUUGGCUCUACUUCCAAUAAGGUUAAAUAUCUAAGAUCGGCUCAACUAAUCGGUGCGACCGAUUUUAAGAUAAUAAAUUUAAUCCAAUCGACAAAAUAUCGAAUUGAUAUUCGUUGUCAACUCACUUCUAAUUCUCAUGUUAAUCGUUUGGGAGAAAAGGUUACGGUUGAUAUAAUAACAAAGACCGAUGCUUUCUCGAUAAACAUUCCCAAUUUAUACCCUGAAGUAUUCGAGUUAAUCAAAAAGGAAGAUGAUCUAUUGGAUGUUGUCGUUUAUUUGGACAGAGUUGACUUGACCCCUGACCUCCAACCCAAAUAUGAAAAAAUAAUGAUCAAAGUAUCACCAAUGUUGAUCAGUUCGAAAAUUAAAAUCCCUGUGAAUGUUGUACCAGUUGGCCAACCGAAAAAAAUACCUGAUUUAAAGCCAUGGAACUUGAGUUCGAUUUCCAUCCCCGAUUCUUACUAUUUCGACGAUAAAUACGCUGAAAAGUCCAACAGGUCACAAAAAAUAACACGAGUAAAACCUGCGAUGACUAUUUUACCCUGUCGACCAUCAUUGACGACGAAAUCAAAUCAGAUACACUAUUUGAAAGCCUCUGAAAUUGAUUUCACCAGUUGUAUCAUUGAAAAUUUGAACACUAUCACUGACUACCAAAUGCAAUUAGUUGCUUACAAUUCAAUCGAGCCCACAAUUGGACCAAUAAUCUCCAAAAUUCCCGCUCAUUCAUUGGAUAAAAUUCAUCCUGGUGUUGAUCAGUUCUAUGCAAUUGAUUGGGGUCACCACAAUUAUACUCUUGAGUGGACAGUCCCAUCGAUUCAACAAGUUGCAAAAUAUACAAUUUGUUUGUGUGAAGUUUCAAAUUUAAACUUUCAAUGUGAUGGUCGAAUUGAAACUUUUGAUUUACCAGGAAAUCAAACAUCAUUAGAGUUAACAAUCAAUAAAGACUACAAAUUGUACAAUUUGGUAUCGGGGUGACCGAUCUAACCUAUGAACUAGCGAGUGGAAUUAAAUGGGCUCAGUGUAUUGAAAGUGCUUUGGACAUACGAGUUGAUAAUCGGUUUAAACGAUUUGAUUUAAUUCCAAUUGGAUCAAAGUCUAUUAAGGCUAUUUGGCAACUCGACUGUCCAGCAUUAGAUUAUUUUAUCGAUCACUAUGAGAUACAUUAUUGUCCAAUCGAUUUCUCGUGUUCAGAGAAAUUGAAAAUAAUCCCAGUUAAUAAAUCGACCCUCGAAUAUAUUAUCGAUCUGGAUUCGAGAACUUUUUAUAACUUUACUAUUCGUGGAGUGACUUCUAAUGGUGACAAUUUGGAAAGUCCAACAAUAACUUUCCAAACUGAAUUCGAAGUGAUUCCUCCCGCUAUGCUCACUAUUUUCUCGAUUUCGCUAAUUUCGUUAAUUGUCAUUUUUUCUUACACUUUGAUUGUAAUCAAAAGACGUCAAGUUGAACGGAAGUUGAAAGAAAACGUCGAUUCCAAUUGGAUUCCCAAAAUGCCGCCACGAUUAAAAGGAGAUGCAAACAUUUUACUCGAUACUUUGUAUGAGAUGAACACGAUAAGUGCCAAUAAUCAUUGUGAUAACGAAACAAUCAGCCAACAAUUAACUAAAGAAAAUGUAAUUGCAACGAUUAAUGUGGACACUCAAUCAAGUUCAUCUUCAUUAGAUUACGAACUCGAAGGUUCAAGAAUCAGAACUCGAAAAAUAUCUGAUUAUGUUGAAUGUGAUUCUCAUGAUUCUGGUUAUUCAAUUAACAAAUUGUCGAGUAAAAAUCAAGCUGAUCAAAUGGAUGAACCAAUUGAUCAAUAUUCACCUUAUAUUGUUAUACCCGAAGACUCAAAAUCAGUUAAUUGUGAUCAAUCGGAUUCAGAUUUGAGUUACAAUUAUCAAGAUGAUUCUCAACAAUCAACUAAUUAUGACCCAUCUUAUCAGAUCAUUUGAUUGACUCAUUUUCUCGUGUAUAUUGUGUAAAUCUCAGCGAUUUUUUUAAUUGUAAUUAGUUAACUACUCUUCUUAUCUGUUGCUAUUUCUUUAAUUGUAAAAUUAAUUUCCAUCAAUUAUUAUUACAAUCAAAUUAAAAGAUAUUUAUAUUUAUA